This is a messenger RNA of Drosophila innubila, 1703 nucleotides long. RefSeq lists its product as uncharacterized. Gene Ontology annotation, cellular component: extracellular region. The coding region runs from base 98 to 1411 and encodes 437 amino acids. Gene Ontology annotation, molecular function: growth factor activity; Toll binding. The record is from RefSeq and is a predicted model, not a curated record. The transcript is spliced from 4 exons. Gene Ontology annotation, biological process: central nervous system formation; regulation of Toll signaling pathway; innate immune response. NCBI's taxonomy places the organism in Eukaryota, Metazoa, Arthropoda, Insecta, Diptera, Drosophilidae.
AACGCACGAAACAAAUUAAGCAGGAAAUAUAAAGUGUUUUGCAGAGGAACUUAAUAAAGCAAUAAAGUUGGCCGUUAAGAGCGUGUGUGGUGCCAACAUGGAUUAUCGUUUACUUGUGAAAAUACUCAGCUUUUUGCUGCUUGCCGAGUUGUCGGCUUCACAGCUUCAACAGCAACAGCAACAACAACUACAACAGCCACUGCAACAACAACAGUCAGCGUCGCAAUCCCAGACAGAUUAUGGCGAGGAGCCACCAGAGGGAUACUACGCCUUUGUGGAGUCACCGAAUGCGGUGCCACCUCGUGUCCGUCCACCGCCCUACACCUUUGUCAAUGCUGACUGCAAGGAUGUCGCCGCUGGCAAGAAGUCGGCCGUGUCCGUUCACAACAUUUGCGGAGAUUUGAACAAGGGACAGAUACCCAAGAAUCCGCUGGGCCAGAAUGUGCUCGGUGAGCCGUAUCCCUUCGAACUUAUACGCAAUCAGACUCUCAAGUUUCUGUCCAAGACGCUGCCUGUGCUGAAGGCGGACGAUACGCUGCCCAAGGUCACACAGAUCAUACGUGACGAGCCGGUGGAUCAGCUGGACAACAACAACAUCGAUCGCCAUUAUGGCUCUCGUGUCACACGCAGUCUGCCCGAUGGCGUGCAGUCCAACGAGUACAGCUACUUCGAUCCCGCCCUGGACGAGGAGGAUCAGCAUCAGCAGAAGCUGCACGAACAGCGACGUGCCGCCGAAGAGCGCAAACCACGCAAGUUCUGCGAUGGCGGCGGAGUCUUCUGCACACUGUACCGUGCUAUACAAGGCGACACCAGUUCCGCAGUGCCCGCUGGUCCGACGGCAGAGCGUCGCGAGGAGGUUGGUCCAAUACGCUAUGAGGGACCACCAACUCCUUGCCCCGCCAAGGUGGAGUAUGCAACACCAGUGUUUGCCAAGAACUACCAGGGUGCCUGGCGCUAUGUGGUGCAGAUUCCCUAUGAGGGUUACUUCACACAGACCGUGGAGGUGACGCGUUGCAUCCAGGCGCGUUGUCAUUAUCUCGACGGUGGAUGUUUGUCCUCGCCACGUUGGGUCAGUCUGUUGGUGGCGGAGAUCUUCUAUCCGAAUGCCGAGGACACUGUGCCAAGCAGCAGCACCACAACGCAGGCGCCUUCGGUGCAGGACUUCCAGGCCUAUCAACAGUAUCUACAGAAGCGUGCGGGCGUGGCCACCGCCUCCGAUGGCACCUCCAGUGCAGUGAAUGCUGGCGGCCAGAGUGCACCAGCUGAUGCCCAUUGCGAUGGUCAUGAUGAGCUGGGUUGCUUCCAGGUGCGGCUCUACUACGACUGGUUCUUGAUACCCGGCUCCUGCAAAUGCUGGCGUCCAGAUUACUUUGCCAAAUACGUGCGCCGAAAGUCAGUCGCCGACUUGUAGAAUAGAAGCAAUCGAGAAUUCUCCUAGUUACACGUAACUCAUAGCAUUUAGAGCGAGGCACAUGUGGCAUGAAAUGCUCAUUCUAGCGAUCCAUUACAAAAUAUAUAACAUAGACGUGGAUUGCGCAGAGUUUGCAUUUCUUGCAACCGACAUGAAUGCAGAUAAAUACAAUUACAAAUACAACUACAACUACAAAUACAUAACAUAUACUUAAAAGUAAGCAAUUAGCUAUCCUUGACUGAAUACCAAGCGCAUUGAAUUUCUACUAAUAAAUAUUUCAACUAUAAUUGAA